Messenger RNA from Oncorhynchus tshawytscha (Chinook salmon), 631 nucleotides. Its product is annotated as G protein-coupled receptor kinase 6-like. The record is from RefSeq and is a predicted model, not a curated record. Lineage: Eukaryota; Metazoa; Chordata; Actinopteri; Salmoniformes; Salmonidae. Gene Ontology annotation, molecular function: ATP binding; protein kinase activity. Gene Ontology annotation, biological process: regulation of signal transduction; protein phosphorylation. Gene Ontology annotation, cellular component: cytoplasm.
GUGGAGGAGGGAAGUGGAAUGGGCGCAGUAAGAAAUGGAAGGAGAUGUUGAAACUUCCCCACAUCAGUCUGUGUGAAGAGCUACGCUGCACCAUCGACAGGGACUAUACCAGUCUGUGUGAGAGACAGCCGAUUGGUCGAUUGCUGUUCCGUCAGUACUGUGACACCAGGCCAGAGCUCAAACGUUGCAUCGAGUUCAUGGACUCUGUGGCCCUGUACCAGCUCGCUCCGGAUGAGAAGAGGAAGGACUGUGGAAUCAGAAUGUUGGAAACGUACUUCAACAACGGGUCGGCAGCCCAUCUGCGAGAUAUACCUCAGGAGUUGGUAGGGGAGUGUCGUGAAAAGCUGGAACAGACGCCCUGCAAGGAACUCUUCAACGACUGCUGCAAUAUUGUUCGGGAGUACCUGAGUGGUGCUCCGUUCUCGUCCUACCAGGAGACGAUGUACUUCUCUCGCUUUCUGCAGUGGAAGUGGCUGGAGAGGCAACCAGUAACCAAAAAUACCUUCAGGCAUUACAGAGUACUAGGAAAAGGUGGAUUUGGUGAGGUGUGUGCCUGUCAGGUCCGGGCCACUGGUAAGAUGUACGCCUGUAAAAGCUGGAGAAGAAGAGAGUGAAGAAGAGAAAAGGUGAA